Messenger RNA from Trichosurus vulpecula (common brushtail), 1157 nucleotides. RefSeq names its product LSM8 homolog, U6 small nuclear RNA associated (gene LSM8). The coding region runs from base 132 to 422 and encodes 96 amino acids. The transcript has 4 exons. Gene Ontology annotation, biological process: mRNA splicing, via spliceosome. The record is from RefSeq and is a predicted model, not a curated record. Gene Ontology annotation, molecular function: RNA binding. Gene Ontology annotation, cellular component: U4/U6 x U5 tri-snRNP complex; U6 snRNP; precatalytic spliceosome. NCBI's taxonomy places the organism in Eukaryota, Metazoa, Chordata, Mammalia, Diprotodontia, Phalangeridae.
GCCUCCAGUCUCGCGAUACUUGCUUCCUUGCCGGCGAAGAGCGUCUGGGUGCUUGGCGUUCUUCUGGCCUUGUCUCUCUUCCCUUCUCCUUUCUUCUUGGCGCAGACUCUGGAGCGCGCGGCCCGAGCAUCAUGACGUCGGCCUUAGAGAACUACAUCAACCGUACGGUUGCUGUAAUUACAUCUGAUGGCAGAAUGAUUGUGGGAACACUAAAAGGUUUUGAUCAGACUAUCAAUUUGAUUUUGGAUGAAAGUCAUGAACGAGUAUUCAGCUCUUCUCAGGGAGUAGAGCAAGUGGUAUUAGGGUUAUACAUUGUAAGAGGUGAUAAUGUUGCGGUCAUUGGAGAAAUUGAUGAAGAGACAGACUCUGCACUUGAUUUGGGAAAUAUUCGAGCUGAGCCUCUAAACUCAGUAGCACAUUGAUAAACUAUAUAUUUUGGACUUCUGUAAAUCUUCUGACUGUAUAGAUCUACUUAUUCUGAGGUUAAUGUGCAGAAUUUUUACAAAUUGUGAUAACUAUCUACAUUUUUACUCAUUUUGUGAGUGUUGCAGUUUGAUAUGUAAAUUAAAAUAUUUCUACAUUUUGCAUUUUAUUGUUAAGACUUUUUUAUAUUGUAUAAACAUCUAGUACUGACUAAUAUAUUUGGGGAAUUUUAUAAACAAAUGGUAAUUUUAACAUUUGAUAACAUACAGGAAGUCGUAAGCAGAAAUUUAUGCACCACUUACAUUAGGUGUACAUAUUAACGUUAGUAGUGAGUACUGAAAAAUUAUCCCUAAUUGUGGAAACAUUUACCUGGAUUUCCUCAAAUUAAAUUUCUUACUACUAUUGACAUUGGUUUAUUUCUGCAACUGCUAUUUUCUGAUAGUUCUUAUAGCUUCUUGUUGCAAUGAUGAAUCAAUCUGGGUUUAGUUGAAAGGGAGUGUGAUGGGAGAGAGAUUUUCACUUAUAUCAAACAUAGGGAGUUGAAAGGUAUGAGUGAGUAAGAGAGACAAGGUACAAGAAUUGGUAAGCUUGAUGUGAAUAAUUUGCCUGAAGUUUAUUUUAAAUAUGGCCUUGUUUGGUUUAAAUUAUCUUGAUGUUGAUAAAAUUCGAUCCAACUUAGCAAUUGUCAUUUUAUAAAUGUCAGUAAAUGAAAAUUUGUUUAUAUCCACUUCAAA